CGAGGGUGUAAUGUAGCCAGCACAAUGUCCAGACGUUUUUCAUUUCUCAAGCUUAGUAAGAUACUUGAAAAAAUCUUGAGAUAGUGCUGAUUGGAACGAAGAAACAAGCAGAAACAAUUAUGGAGAUUAAACAAUGAAAAGUUCCAUUUAUAUUUCUCACAAUAGUUUUGACUCUAAUUGACACGUUUAGUUGAUAACUAAGUUCCUGGACCUAUAUACACAGCACACAGUAGUUACACAGUCUAGUAAACACAAACGCACACCCGCAAAUACACUCAUGUCACGUGAUUUCAUUAUCAACUUAAGGUGUGUUAUUAAAUGGUUAUUAUAAUAUAGGCUACAGUAAAGCGUUGUACAGGUGUACAUGUCCAUAUGGAUAUAUUGGAUUAAAGGAUCACAAACCUUUACCUUUUUAUGUCCAGGCCUGAUAACAUGGUCUCAAUUACCAGGUCAAAUGAAUUGGAUUUUAAAAUUCUCUUCAACAAAAUAAAUAGACUAACUAAUCUCUUAGUGUAACCUUAUUUCAACUCUCCAAAACAUGCUAUAGCCACAAAGAAAUUUUUUGUUCAAGAGGGCAUAUCUUUCUAUCCCUAAUUAUGGGAAGCGAACAAUCAAAUUUAAACGACUCCGAUACCGGGUCUGAAAUGGCAAGCGCCAAAGACAUAAGUGUGGAAGAGGGAGAUGCAGUUCAGCUGUGCAGCUUAAGCGAUCUACAUGAUGAAUGUAUUCAACUUAGGGCUGGUGUGAAACUUUUGGCUGAAGCCAUUGACGACGUCUUUGGCGAAAGGGAAACCAGCAGUGCGCCAACCAACACGGAGAAAAAGCUGCUGGAAAUUACUCGCUCCAAUCAAGAUAUUGUCCGAAACUUGGCGAAAAGCCUGGAGAAGCAUGCCAAGCUUUUUGACCAGGGUAAGAACGAGCAGGUGAUGGCCAUAGUCCGCGAGGUGGUGUCGUCUGUCAAUAGCUACAUGCACAUGCUGAUCACGAACAUCCGAAAAGUCAAGCGUCUCAUCUCCGAGGCAGACGGGGCGCCUCAACGCUCUGACAGACGCAGCGGACGUGCGAACUCGGAGCUAGUCUAUGACGUGAUCAGCGAAAACCAGGAUGUAGACGCCAUGUUGCUGCAACUGAUGGACACACUGGCAGAGAGGGAGGAACUAGAAAAGGAUAUUAUAAAAGCGUUAAUAUUAUGGAAGACUAGGACGUCAUGAGGACUUGUAUACAAAAACAACAACAUUUAUAUAUGUUAUCUGUGACAAUUGACACAUAUCGAUAAUUACGUUCAACGCAUAUCAUUCCGUUAUUACAGCGGUUCUCAACCUUUUAUGCUCGACGACCCUUUUUACAUUUCCCCACUCUGCCGCGACC
Biomphalaria glabrata is the source of this 1368-nucleotide messenger RNA. RefSeq lists its product as uncharacterized. The coding region runs from base 597 to 1211 and encodes 204 amino acids. Lineage: Eukaryota; Metazoa; Mollusca; Gastropoda; Planorbidae. The record is from RefSeq and is a predicted model, not a curated record. The transcript is spliced from 2 exons.